AUGGACUCGGACGACGACGGCCACUCGGCUGGUCUGUCCUCGCCCUGGCUGGCCUCCUUUUCUACUGGCUCCACCUCAGUCUCGGCCGCCUCGUCCACCACCGGCUUUGCGCACACGGGCCAGCUGUCGCCCGUAAGCAACGGGAACAGCGUGGAUCUGCCGUGUGGGCCCGCCAGCAGCGCCGCCGACAGCUCCGCCAAUCUCGCGUCUCCGUCUCCGUCGCCGAUCAUGGCCGCCGUCGCCCACUCGGCAUCCUCCUCGGUCCGCCAUCCGCCAGCGUUGCUGGGCCGUGCCGGCUUUGGAGAUGCUGAUGCCGCCGACGGAAUUUCUCGGGAUGUUGUUUGGGACGAGAUGCGGGAGGCGGGGGAGGCGGGGGAGGCGAAGGAGGCAGGUUUGGAGGACGAGGAGGCCGCUAGCAAGCUUUCAGCGGUUCCAAAGCUAGAACCGCUCGAGGACGACGACUUUUGCAUGGGGGAUCUCCAGGAGGCUCCCCCGGGCUCCAUCCAGACGCACGAGAGCGCUCCACAGGGCGUGUUGGAUCAACCCAAGCCGAAGCGGCCACGAGGACGACCGCGGAAGCACCCUCUCGUCCCAAACAUUGUCCCCAACAAGGUCACCAAGGGCCGGUCGAAGACGGGAUGCCUUACGUGUCGAAAGCGGAAAAAGAAGUGCGACGAGGCAAAGCCGCGUUGCAUGAAUUGCGAGAAGAAUGCGGUCGUCUGCGAGGGUUACCCGGAGAAGCAGAUAUGGAAGAGCGGCAAGGAGAGGGCCGAGGAAGCACGCCUCAGGUCCCGCGGCUUCCCGUCCAUUACCAUGCACCCCCUCUUCCCUGGCCUGGAGACGCUGGAGGAUAGGAUUUUCUGGAAGCACUACAACGAGCAGCUCAGCACCGUGCUUACCGUGGAAGGAGAGCACAAGAACGCCUUUAAGGAACUGAUGGUGCCGGUUGCCGUGCAGCACCAGGGCCUUAUGCACUCCAUCCUGUCGCUGGCCAGCAAGCACAUCGACUUCGACACACCCUACGGCCUCAGUGUCUUGAAAAACAACACCGGGACGAGUCUCGAGGCGCUGAAGGAGCGCUCCCGUUACCAUCACAACCAAGCCCGGCUCCAGUUCUACAACAACAUCGAGUUCACCAAGCGCAAACAAACGCCAGACGACAGGAGCCUGAUGGCUGCCCGGUACGGCCAGAUGCUCUGUUUUCUCAUCGAAGCCCUCGUCGAGGGCAGCACACGGGGUGAGCACCGGCUGCACCUAACCGUGUAUCGCAGUCUGAUUUCUACUACGCCCCCCGGAGACUCGGCCUUUCUGGCCUUCAUCGCCGAGUUCUUCCAGUACCACAUCUUCGCCGAUGAGCUCAUCCACUCUGUCGUCGGGCAACCUGGCCGCCCGCCACCCAAGCCUCUCCCGCCGCUCCCUGACAUCCAAUCGCCCAGGUUGUUGGGCGUCGCCGACGGCCUGCUGGGAUACUUGGCCGAGAUCACGGCGAUCCGGAACACGAUUCGAAAUAGGAUGCUGGCGCAGACCGACUUGGUCAUCGACUACUACGAUCUGUAUCCAGCCGUCGACAUCGAUGCUGCCAUUCAGCAGUGGAUGCCCCUUUGGCCGCCGGGAGACAGCCGCGACCUGGUCAGUCUCCUCUACAAGCAGAUGAUGUGGAUUUACCUCGACCGGACCGUCUACCCACCCUCGGCCUCGCCGCCGCCGUCCGUGGCACCCUCCGCUCAGUCUUUGCCUCUCGGUCCUCAUAGCUCUCCCUCCCUCAGCCGGCAUGCUCCGUCGGCGGUGAACACGCCGCCCCUGUCUGCGACGACAAGCCGCGCCUCAUCACCGAGGCUCGCAAGUUCCGUUCCCGGACCUAACCGUCCGAACUCGCAAUCGGACCCGUCGUUUCCGCCGCCAGGGCCCAGCGACGAUCCCGGGGACGACGACGGCGGAGGAGAAUCGCCGGCGGCCGCCCGCAGCCGCCCCGGAUCCCCGCCGCCGGCCCGCCAGCCGCCGCGGCUCGACCCGCGCGUGACGCUCGCCGUCGACGAGUCGCUGGCGCUCCUGGAGCUGUUCAAGCCCAGCGACCCCUGCCAGCGGCUGCUGCUGCUUCCGUGCUUCCUGGUCGGCACCGCGUGCUUCAGCCCCGCGCAGCAGCGGCGCGUGCGCGCCGCCAUCCGCACCGUCCGCGGCUACACGGGCCUCCGCAACGCCGACCGCGUCGCCGAGCUGCUCGAGGAGGUCUGGCGCCUGAUGGCUGCCGGCGACUGGGUCGCCGCCUGGGACUGGGCCGGCGUCGCGCAGCGGAUGGAGCUCGAUUUCAUACCUGCCUGA
Thermothielavioides terrestris NRRL 8126 is the source of this 2319-nucleotide messenger RNA. RefSeq lists its product as uncharacterized. The record is from RefSeq and is a predicted model, not a curated record. The transcript is spliced from 3 exons. Gene Ontology annotation, cellular component: nucleus. The coding region runs from base 1 to 2319 and encodes 772 amino acids. Lineage: Eukaryota; Fungi; Ascomycota; Sordariomycetes; Sordariales; Chaetomiaceae. Gene Ontology annotation, molecular function: zinc ion binding; transcription cis-regulatory region binding; DNA-binding transcription factor activity, RNA polymerase II-specific. Gene Ontology annotation, biological process: positive regulation of transcription by RNA polymerase II.